ACGUCACGGUCGGCGUCUCAGCCAUCUUAGUUGUGGACAGAGAGGCGGCCGCGUCCCAAGUGCGGUGUGGGUGCGACUUUCUGAAUGCUUAGGCUCGGCGGCGGGGUGCCCUUGCUGGGCCUGGCUGUAGCUGCAGCCGCAGUUGUGGCGGCACGGCUGAUGGGCUGGUGGGGUCUCCGCGCUGGCUUUCGUCUUUUCAUACCUGAGGAGCUGGCUCGCUACCGCGGCGGCCCAGGGGACCCCGGCCUCUACUUGGCGUUGCUCGGCCGCGUCUACGAUGUGUCCUCCGGCCGGAGGCACUACGAGCCUGGGGCCCACUAUAGCGGCUUCGCAGGUCGAGAUGCAUCCAGAGCAUUUGUGACUGGGGAUUACUCUGAAGGAGGCCUUGUGGAUAAUGUGUCUGGCUUGACAUUCUCUGAGAUGCUGAUACUUCAACAUUGGCUUUCAUUCUAUGAGAAGAAUUAUGUGUUUGUUGGAAGGGUGAUAGGAAGGUUCUACGGAGAGGAUGGGCUGCCCACCCCAGAACUGGCCCAGGUAGAAGCCAUGAUCACCCAAGGCUUGGAGGCAAAUAAACGGGAACUGAAAGAGAAGCAGAAGUUUCCACCGUGCAAUGCUGAGUGGAGCUCAACCAGGGGCAGCCGGUUCUGGUGUUCCCAAAAGAGUGGAGGUGUGAGCAGAGACUGGAUUGGCGUCCCCAGGAAGCUGUAUAAGCCAGGUGCCAAGGAGCCCCACUGCGUGUGUGUGAGAACAACUGGCCCCCCCAGUGACCAGACAUCGGACAACCCUACACACAGAAAUCGUGGGGACUUGGAUCACCCACACUUGGGGGAAUACACAGGCUGCCCACCUCUAGCCAUCACCUGCUCCUUCCCACUCUGAGCUGGAGCUGUGUGUGUUGAUAGCACCCAGCCCUGCCUAGAACUCAAUAGGCCUUAGACACUUGUGUACCCUAAGAUGGCACCUGGCAUGAAACAGGAGGGUCUGGAAAAACACUGGCUGCGCAGGUGUAACUCGUCCCCCUCGUCAUGGGCUCACCGUUCUGGUGACUGAGGGGAGGUUCAGCAACCAGCCUAGUCCUGGUCAGCCCAUUUUUACCAGUUUUCCUAGAUCCACAUGCAACCUUCGGAGCCCUCAGAUAUUAGUGGGCACAAAUGUAGCCAACUCAAAAGUCCCUGAGCUCCAAGGCUUUACUCCCAUGGACUUCCAGGCUGCCUGCAUCUGCUGCCAACCUGAGUCCUGCCUAUCACUCCAACCCUGUUAGGGCAUCUGGAGCACUGGCAAAAAGGGACUGCAUCAUUCUCUACUGCUGAGCAGAAACAAGCAAAUGCAUUUUCCACAUAACUCUGUCUUGGAUUCCCUUCUACAAGUAGAGGCCUUCUUGUAAGUAAGGCCUCUACCCUAAGGCAGACCUGAAUUUCCAACCAAGAGCCCACUGAGUUGAUUACAGCUGGGCCAAUACGGUAAGAGAUGAUAAUAGGAUAGGCUAAUUCUGGAAAUGGAAAAGCUCUUGCUUUUAUGGAUGCAGCAAAUCCAGAUGUUUCUGAAUGAGACAAAAAUGUAAAGUAAAGACAUUUUCUCUCAUUUGAAGACAAAAUCAGGCGUGGGUAUUUUCAAAAAGAGAAGUCUACAUUUUGAACAAAAGGUGGUUUCGCAGCUCUAACAAGGUAACUGAUUAGCAUCACGUCAAAGUUUGGGCAAGGAGGCAAACUUAAGAUGGCUGGGCUUGCAACUUGUCCAGUUUGUAUGUCCAAGGUCAUCAAGAAUCUCCUACAGUGGCAAAUGUUAUACCCGUUAGUUCUUGACUUGACUUGUGAAGUAGAUGGGAACAGGAGUGUUCUACUUCACAGACAAGGAAGUGAAGACUGGCGCCCUUCUAGAGCCAUGGCCUCGCCUCAUCCGAGCCUUCACCUCAGCUUCUUCUCCCACUCUCCUCAACUCUCGUUCUAGAUAUCCCGUCCUUCCUCCUUUCUCUCUCUCCUUUUUCUCCUCCAUCAGAUUUCACUCAAUAGCUGUCCAGUUUCACUGGUAGAAAAUGGAGGCUGCAUCCCUUCACCGGCUGACUCGUGUCUCACUGCCCUCGUGGCCACAGUGUGGUGCUCACCUGGGCUGUGACUCGUGGCUCCUUUCGCCACCCCAGGCUCUUCCUCAGUUCCUGUCUCUAACCUCUCCCUGCCUCCUGGCUCUUCCUCCUAAGUACUCAUUAAACAGCUUGCCCCUCGGUUUUCCAUAGCUACCAUAUCUACAGGCUAGCACAGCCAAGCUUUUUGAAGAAACAGCUAUGUUCACUAGUUUUGCUUUUCAGCCCCCAUUCUCUGUGCAGCAUCCAGCUGCCUUCUUUACUCAACAGCAGGACUGUACUGGCCCAU
This is a messenger RNA of Carlito syrichta (Philippine tarsier), 2366 nucleotides long. RefSeq names its product neuferricin. The transcript is spliced from 4 exons. NCBI's taxonomy places the organism in Eukaryota, Metazoa, Chordata, Mammalia, Primates, Tarsiidae. The record is from RefSeq and is a predicted model, not a curated record. Bases 85 to 879 code for a protein of 264 amino acids. Gene Ontology annotation, cellular component: membrane; endomembrane system.